AUGGCGACCAGCAUAACAACAUCGGCUGCGCCAACCAGCACUGCACGGGUCAGCCCGCAGGGCGGCAUCCUAGAAGGCGGCAAUCCUACUGAUUAUGACCCCAAAAACCCGCUUGUGUUGUUCAUUAUCCAGGCGGUUAUCAUUAUAGUGUUAUGUCGCCUGAUCCACUGGCCCCUCUCAAAGAUCCGCCAGCCACGAGUUAUAGCAGAGGUUAUCGGCGGGAUCGUUCUGGGCCCGUCCGUGAUGGGCCGCAUCCCCGGAUUUACAGAUGCCAUCUUUCCAGCAGAUAGUAUUCCAAGUCUGAAUGUAGUCGCCAAUCUGGGACUGGUACUGUUCCUCUUCUUGGUGGGUCUCGAGACCGACCUCCGCUUCCUCAUUAGCAACUGGCGAGUUGCCCUGAGCGUAUCUGCUGCUGGCAUGAUCUUGCCCUUUGGACUGGGCUCUGCCAUCUCAUACGGUCUUUACCACGAGUUCCACAAUGAUGGUAACACAAAGCCGAUCUCCUUCGGCACUUAUCUUCUGUUCAUUGGUAUCGCUAUGGCCAUCACGGCCUUCCCGGUGUUGUGCCGUAUCCUCACUGAGCUGAAGCUGCUCUCAACCCGUGUUGGUGUCAUUGUACUGUCGGCCGGUGUUGGAAAUGACGUCGUAGGAUGGAUCCUACUUGCGCUGUGCGUCGCUCUUGUGAAUGCGGGCAGUGGUAUCACGGCACUGUAUGUGCUGUUGGUCUGCGUGGCCUAUAUGCUCUUUUUGACGUUUGUUUUCCGCCCGCUGUUCCUUCGUUUCCUCGAGAAGACGGGCAGUUUGCAGAAAGGGCCGAGUCAGUCGGUGGUGGCCUUGACCCUGCUUAUUGCCCUGGCCUCAGCUUUCUUCACACAAAUCAUUGGUGUGCACGCCAUUUUUGGAGGCUUUGUUAUUGGCCUGAUCUGCCCGCAUGAAGGUGGCUUCGCUAUUAAGCUGACGGAGAAGAUUGAAGAUCUGGUGGCUGCUAUUUUCCUGCCACUUUACUUCACUUUGUCUGGGCUGAGUACUAAUCUAGGACUUCUUGACUCUGGCAUCGUUUGGGGUUACGUGGUUGGAGUAAUCGCCAUCGCGUUUCUUGCGAAGGUUACUGGUGGUGCUGUUGCCUCGCGGCUCUGCGGGCUGUUAUGGCGUGAAAGCUUUUCAAUCGGCGUUUUAAUGAGCUGCAAGGGCUUGGUGGAGCUCAUUGUGCUGAACAUCGGCCUCCAAGCCAAGAUUCUGAGCACUCGGACUUUCACCAUUUUUGUCGUAAUGGCCUUGGUUACGACAUUCCUUACCACUCCCUUGACGACCUUGCUGUAUCCAAGGUGGUAUCAGGUCAAGGUUGACCGCUGGAGACGAGGUGAAAUUGACUGGGAUGAGAACCCUGUCCAGCGCGAUGGUCGCAACGAUAGCGUCGCCAUCGCCAAGAACCAAUUGAAGGCAGUCCCGGUCCGCAAACUGCUCGUCUACCUUCGUCUCGACGGUCUGUCCGGUGUCUGUACUGUGGCAGCUUUGCUGAGUUCAAAGCGCCGCGCGUCCGUGUCAUCACCCAUUCAUCCCACAAAAACACCAAAGCAAACCGAACAAACUGUGGAAGACCCUAUCACCCCAGAAGAGGACGAGCAUACCACACUCAAGGUUCACGGUGUCAGGCUGAUGGAGUUGACCGACCGUGAUUCCAGUGUUAUGAAAGUUGCUGCUGCAGGGGAGCAUGCGUUGUGGGAUCCAGUGGUCAACACCUUCCGUGCGUUCGGUGACUGGCACGAUCUAUCACUGAUGGCUGGAGUAUCUGUGGUCCCUGAAUAUUCCUACGCAGACACUGUCAUCGGCAUGGCACAGCAGGACACGGCGGAUCUCCUGUUGCUUCCUUGGAGCGAGACCGGGACCUUGGCUGACCACCAUAAUGGCCUAGAGUUUGACGAUGCAAAUCGUUUCUCCAAUGGUGAAUACACAAGCUUUGUUUCGGACAUCCUAGAACGCGUCCCAGGUCAUGUCGGCAUCCUGAUUGAAUAUAGCCCUAUUUCAGCAUCCUCCAAGAGACCCGUCAUGUCGCGCACACCGAGUGGCAUGAGCCUCCAGGGCUCCAUCUUUGCCCGCCAGCCCACUGGCAGUCGUUCUCACCACGUCGUCCUUCCAUUCUUUGGUGGCGAGGAUGACCGCUUCGCUCUUCGCCUUAUCAUGCAGCUUGCCAAGAAUGACCAGGUCACUGCCACCGUUCUUCAGAUUACUGGUACGAGCAGUGAUGUUCAGAGCACUGGCAUCUCAGCCAUAUUCUCUCCUUCAAGUUCAAGUGCAAAGCCUGCGGUCAGCUCUCAGUCUGAUGUAGUAUUCUUCGAGACCAUCCGCGACUCAGUACCCGAGGAACUGCAAGAUCGCGUCGUCUUCCAUCAGCCAGCUCUUGAUGAAGCCAUCACUGACUCAGUCCAUAUGGCCGUGCUUGCGGUGCGGGAAGAACUAAGCCACACCUCUAACAAAGCGAGCAACAUUAUCCUUGUUGGUCGCCGCAGUGUCUCCACAGAGCUAGAGCUGAGCCUUUCGGAGGACGGUAUUGGCAAUGACACGCGCCGGACUCUGGGGCCUGUCGGUACCGCCAUGGUGCUCCCAGAGAAUAGGAUCUUCGGCAGUGUUUUAGUACUACAGGCUGGUACAGAUGUUGGAUUAGCAGACUACUACCGCUGA
Messenger RNA from Penicillium bovifimosum, 2679 nucleotides. RefSeq names its product Kha1p. The transcript is spliced from 3 exons. Gene Ontology annotation, cellular component: membrane. The record is from RefSeq and is a predicted model, not a curated record. Bases 1 to 2679 code for a protein of 892 amino acids. Gene Ontology annotation, biological process: proton transmembrane transport. NCBI's taxonomy places the organism in Eukaryota, Fungi, Ascomycota, Eurotiomycetes, Eurotiales, Aspergillaceae. Gene Ontology annotation, molecular function: antiporter activity.